Molecule: messenger RNA, 2040 nt
Organism: Syzygium oleosum
Lineage: Eukaryota; Viridiplantae; Streptophyta; Magnoliopsida; Myrtales; Myrtaceae
Product: long chain base biosynthesis protein 1
Exons: 13
Coding region: 275-1786 (503 amino acids)
Biological process (GO): sphingosine biosynthetic process; ceramide biosynthetic process
Cellular component (GO): endoplasmic reticulum
Molecular function (GO): serine C-palmitoyltransferase activity; pyridoxal phosphate binding
Source: RefSeq, a predicted model, not a curated record
CAAAAUUCCAAAAAUCAUAACCUGCCAAUCUUUCCAUUCAUCUGUUGGUCAGACUUCAGCGGAAGCAAAAUUCAAUCUUUAUUCUUUCAAUCCUGUCAAAGCUGGUGAUCCCCGUGCAGAAACCGAGGCCGCUCCUCGCCGUUUCGGGUCUCGAGACGCAAUCUGGCGGCUCCGCGCCUCGCCGCCGUUGAUGCUUGAGGUGGUGCGAUUCGAUUCCGUUCUCUUCUGAUAUCUCUCGUUGCCCGUGAUUCUCCCUCUUCCGAUUUGCGGUUUCAUGCUUCUGGGAGUUCGUGCGGGACUUGUGAUUUCUGCUCCGAUUACGUUUGAUUCAGUGCAAAUGGAAUUUUUACUUUCAAAUUUGGUGAAUCCUGCUUUGGAUUGGGGAUUGAAGGUUUUGGAUGCUCCCACUGUUCGAGCUGUGAUUUUUGGAACGUCUAUAGGCGGUCAUAUAUUUGUGGAUGUUCUGCUGCUGCUGGUGAUCAUCUACCUACUUUCUCAGAAGAGUUAUAAGCCCCCGAAGAGGCCUUUGACAGAGAACGAAAUAGAUGAGCUAUGUGAUGAAUGGGUUCCAGAAUCCCUUAUUCCUCCAAUAGCAGAAGAGAUGACUUACCAAGCCCCUGUUUUAGAGAGUGCUGCAGGACCACAUGCUAUCAUCAAUGGCAAGGAAGUCGUCAAUUUUGCUUCUGCAAAUUAUCUUGGAUUGAUUGGACAUGAGAAGUUACUUGAGUCAUGUACAUCAGCACUGGAAAAAUAUGGUGUUGGUUCUUGCGGUCCUCGUGGGUUCUAUGGGACUAUUGAUGUCCACCUCGAUUGUGAGGCCAGACUAGCAAAAUUUCUGGGCACUCAUGAUUCAAUCCUUUAUUCUUUUGGCCUUUCUACCAUGUUCAGUGCAAUUCCAGCAUUUUGUAAGAAGGGGGACAUUGUAGUUGUAGAUGAGGGAGUCCACUGGGCUAUACAGAAUGGCUUGCAGCUCUCUAAAGGCACCAUUGUAAAUUUCAAGCACAAUGAUAUGAAUUCUCUUCAAAAUACGCUGGAAAGAAUUACAUUUGAGAAUAAACGGGCUAAGAAGUUGCGUCGGUACAUUGUGGUUGAAGCUAUAUACCAGAAUUCUGGUCAAAUAGCUCCCUUAGAUGAGAUAGUAAGACUGAAGGAGAAAUAUCGUUUCCGCGUAUUAUUGGAUGAGAGCAACUCUUUUGGUGUGCUUGGACGUUCUGGAAGAGGUCUCACGGAGUACUGUGGUGUCCCUGUCGAGAAGAUAGAUAUCAUAACUGCCGCUAUGGGACAUGCCUUAGCAACGGAGGGUGGAUUCUGCACUGGAAGUGCUAGAGUCAUUGAUCACCAACGAUUGAGCAGUUCAGGAUAUGUAUUCUCUGCUUCUUUGCCUCCAUAUCUUGCAAGCGCUGCAAUUACUGCUAUAGAUGUCCUGGAGGAAAACCCUGGCCUUUUGACAAAACUGACGGCUAAUGUCGCUCUGCUGUUGAAAGAACUAUCGGGCAUACUGGGUCUCCUAAUAGCAAGCAGUCCAGAAUCACCUGUUGUUUUCCUUAGAUUAGAAAGGUCGACAGGUUCUAUGAAGGAUGACCAACACCUCCUUGAAGAUAUUGCUGCUCGUGUAUUGAACGAAGAUUCUUUGCUUGUGGUGGUGUCAAAAAGAUCAACACUUGACAAGUGUCGUCUGCCAGUCGGGAUAAGAUUGUUUGUUUCGGCUGCCCAUACAGAGUCCGAUCUGAUGAAAGCUGCUGAUUCGUUGAAGAGGGCUGCAUCACUGGUUCUGAAGGGUUGUUAAUUUAAUAGUCGACCGAGAUUUCUUGGAUAUUCGUUUGAUGUCAGGUCUAGUUUUCAGUUUUGACGUUGUAUUUAAACUAGGCAUUGACUAACAGUUGGAUGGAUAGUACCACUUCUGGUUGUUAGAUUAUACAAAGAAUUCCUUCUGCGCCUUUCUUUUGGAAGUUUUCCCUCCUUUUGUAUCGGUAGCUCUCAACUCUUGUAUUACUGAUUCUCUUGCCGAGGAACAUUUUUCCUAAUUUAGACAGUUUGUGG